UGAAGGCAGAGGCUCGCUGGAAGAAACUUGUGCCGCCGAAACUUUGACAAACACCGUCAAAUGUCCGUCACAUAGCGAACACUAUUCGAAAGUAUAUGUUGUUGGUGAACUCUUACCAUGUCUGACGAGGCAGAGGAAAGCGACAGCGGCGACAGGGCGCAUCUCUCCGAGUCUCCCUCCCCACCGCUGUCCGUCUGUCUUCCCCGAGGGUCUCCCUCCUCUCCACGGCCCCUGGACUUGUUCUCCUCCGCCUCUCGGCUCCUGGACGACACAGAUCCGCCUUACCUCGCCACUCCGGAGUGUCAUCGCCAUUCUCCGGAGCACCGGGAGCCCGGGGACUGUCCACAUUUUACGCCGCCAAAGUUCCGUCAGCGCGCCGGGGUUGCCGGUUCUCCGUUUCGUUCGCAGCAGGAUGUGCGGGUCGAUGCCGUGCUCGACUGUUACGAUGACCCGCUUCCCAAGUGGAGAGGACGAGGCGCGGCAAACGCUGAACGCUUUCAGCACCGCGGACAGAGACUCCACCGGGGCCCCGAGCUCGUGGACUCCGGGAACCACUACACCGUGGAGCACAUAGACACCGAGUUCAAAUCCGACUCCCGGCAAACGGUGGAAGCCAUGCAUCGCCGGCACACCACACUGAGGGACAAGGGGCGUCGCCAAGCAGUGCGAGGCCCUGCCUACAUGUUCAAUGAACGUGGCUCACCGCUCACUGCGGAGGAGGAGCGCUUCAUGGACGCUGCUGAAUACGGGAACAUUCCUGUGGUGCGUAAAAUGUUGGAGGAGUCCAAAACGCUGAACUUCAACUGUGUUGACUACAUGGGACAGAACGCCUUGCAGCUGGCGGUGGGCAACGAGCACCUGGAAGUCACUGAGCUGCUGCUGAAGAAGGAUGGCUUGGCAAGGAUCGGGGACGGCUUGCUUUUGGCUAUCUCCAAGGGUUACGUCCGAAUUGUUGAAGCCAUUCUCGCCCACCCCGCCUUUGGUGGAGGUCUCCGGCUCACCCUGAGCCCUCUGGAGCAGGAGAUGCGCGAUGACGACUUUUACGCCUACGAUGAGGAUGGAACGCGCUUUUCCCACGACAUCACGCCCGUCAUCCUGGCUGCUCACUGCCAGGAGUACGAGAUUGUCCACAUCCUUUUGACGAAGGGGGCGCGCAUAGAGAGGCCCCACGACUACUUCUGCAAGUGUUUGGAAUGUGUGGAGAAACAGAAGAAAGACUCGUUCAGUCACUCGCGCUCCAGGAUGAAUGCUUAUAAAGGUCUGGCCAGUGCAGCUUACCUGUCGCUCAGCAGCGAAGACCCUGUGCUGACUGCGCUUGAGCUCAGCAAUGAACUAGCGAGACUGGCCAACAUCGAGACUGAAUUUAAGAAUGAGUAUCGCAAGCUGUCCAUGCAGUGUAAGGACUUUGUGGUGGGUGUGCUGGACCUUUGUCGAAACACAGAGGAAGUGGAGGCCAUACUGAACGGUGACGUGGACCUGUGCCCCCCGAGGCCCUACAACCGACCCUGCCUCAGCCGCAUCAAACUGGCCAUCAAGUAUGAAGUCAAAAAGUUUGUUGCUCAUCCUAACUGUCAGCAGCAGCUGAUGACAAUCUGGUACGAGAACCUGCCCGGUCUGAGGCAACAGUCCGUCGGGGUGAAAUGCUGGACAGUGCUGGGAGUCACUGUGGGUUUGCCCUUCCUGGCCAUUGCCUACUGGAUCAUGCCAUGUAGCAGGAUCGGUCAGAUCCUGCGAAGCCCCUUCAUGAAGUUUGUGGCUCAUGCCGUCUCCUUCACCGUCUUCUUGGGUCUGCUGGUCGUCAACGCGUCCGACCGCUUCGAGGGCGUCAAGAACCUGCCCAACGAGACCAUCACAGACCAUCCACGACAGGUGUUCCGGGUCAAGACCACCCAGUUCUCCUGGACAGAGAUGUUGAUCAUGAAGUGGAUUUUGGGUAUGAUUUGGUCAGAGUGUAAGGAGAUCUGGAGUGAUGGCCCCAGGGAAUACGCCAUGCAUCUUUGGAACGUUCUGGAUUUCGGCAUGCUCUCCAUCUUCGUAGCGUCCUUCACGGCGCGCUUCAUGGCGUUCCUCAAGGCGACCAAAGCUCAGCAGUAUGUGGAUUUGCAUGUACCAGACGAUGACCUGAGCAAUGCCUCGCUACCUGACGAAGUCGCCUACUUCACUUAUGCCAGAAUCAAGUGGCGGCCGUCCGAUCCCCAAAUCAUCUCAGAAGGCCUGUACGCCAUUGCUGUUGUGCUGAGCUUUUCACGCAUCGCCUACAUCCUGCCAGCCAAUGAGAGCUUUGGCCCGCUGCAGAUCUCUCUGGGACGCACGGUCAAGGACAUCUUCAAGUUCAUGGUCAUCUUCAUCAUGGUGUUCGUGGCCUUCAUGAUCGGCAUGUUCAACCUGUACUCGUACUACCUGGGAGCCAAAUACAAUCCUGCCUUCACCACCGUGGAGGAGAGUUUUAAAACCCUCUUCUGGUCCAUCUUCGGCCUGUCGGAAGUCAUCUCAGUGGUGCUGAAGUACGACCACAAGUUCAUCGAGAACAUCGGCUACGUGCUGUACGGGGUCUAUAACGUCACCAUGGUGGUCGUCCUCCUCAACAUGCUCAUCGCCAUGAUCAACAGCUCGUACCAGGAGAUAGAGGAGGAUGCUGACGUGGAGUGGAAGUUUGCCCGAGCCAAAUUGUGGCUCUCUUACUUUGACGAGGGUCGUACGCUGCCCGCUCCCUUCAACCUGGUUCCCAGCCCAAAGUCUUUCUACUACCUGGUCCUCCGCAUUAAGUCCUGCCUGAUCCACCUCUGCAAAGGCAACGGUCAUCUCCGCAACAGCGAGCUGGAGAUGGGCAUGCUCAAUUCACAAGCAAGGCAGGACGAGUGCUUCAGGUCUUAUCCACGACCGGGAGAGGAGUUCAUCCACAGGAAGUCUCGAAAACACCCCACCAGAUAUGAGAAGAUCAUGAAGCGCCUGAUUAAGCGCUAUGUGCUGAAGGCUCAAGUAGACAGGGAGAAUGAUGAAGUCAACGAAGGUGAACUGAAGGAGAUCAAGCAAGACAUUUCCAGCCUCCGUUACGAGCUCCUGGAGGAGAAGUCUCAGGCCGCCGAUGAACUGGCUCUACUCAUCCAGCAACUCGGCGACAAGUUUGGCAAGAACACCAUGAGACACUGACAGUAUUCGCCAGUAGGAAGGAGAGUGGGAGAUGUGAGAGAGGGUGAAAUCACGGCGAGGGGGCGGAAAAGCAAGAGGGAGUUUUCAGGUUUGAAUGUGGAAGGGGGAAGAGAGAAGUCAGAGCCAGGGAAGCAAGUGGGAGAGUGAAAAAUUGCUAACACAAGGUAAAAUGCAGACGUUUGUAUAUGCAAUGACCAAUUAGGGAGGAAUUUAAAAACAGUGACUUCAAGUGAGCGUGAGGUGAAAGUGUCAGAGGUGAAGUGUGUGUGUGUGCGCGGGGGGCGUGUUGACAGUUGAAUUCUAAUUAAAGGCAGCAUCUUCAGGCGGUGACAGAGGGGGAGGGUGGAGGGGGCUCAGAGGCUCACCUUGAUGCGAAAUAGAAGGGGAGGAGGACGUACACAAGCACCAUGAGAUGUGAAGAUGCACCGCAGGGCACAGGACUGAGGCAGUGCAGCAAUGAGGGGCCCCCCCCACACACAUCUACUGGCAACUUAGAGAGGAGAGAUGGAAAUCCCGAGACAGGAUGACUCAGAAGGAGAGCUGCAGGGGGGAGGGGGGCGGGGUUGACGAUAUAUGAAAAAAGCCACCAUUAUUCACUGCAAAGAGACUGGCUUUGCUCCUGUGUCUUCACCCUGUCAUGACAAGCAGUGAGACCUGUCGUGAUACUGAGAAUCCCUUCCACACACCAGGCUAUCUAAUUAAUGCAUCUCCAUCCACAAUGCACAACCUGCCAUUAGGAGUCAAAAAAAAUAAUAAAUAGAAAACACUGUAGGUUUUAUGCACUUGAUGAAUGAAAGACGUACUGUACACUCAUCUCGAUGAAAAUCAAAGACGUUUCUAUGUCCAUCUCACGCACUGUGUGUUGCAGAUAUAUAGUAUUGCCUCUCCAUGUCUCUGAUAGGGCUUUCACACAUGCAAAGCUCUGGCAUGGUUACAUUGCCCAAACUUAAGUUUAACCAGAUCUAACCUAAAAAGCUAGUGACAAAUGCUUGGUUACACCUUGUGUCAUCAGUGGCUGUUUCAAUGUCAGGAAGGAAAACAUAAAACAAAAAAAACAAACAUCCAAUGGUCUCUGGACAACUUUGAACAGAAAGAAGGCUCAUGCACAUGCUGUCUGCUGUGUUGCCACUGUUGUGUUUACGUCCACUCACAUUGUGCGUUGAGCAAAACCUGCUGUUGAUGACAUAGGCUGGUGGAACUUUGGUUCCACUUAGAUUGUGUGAACAGGCUGGUUCACUGAGUGCACAAUGAUUCUGAAUGGAAGUAAAGACCGGACAUUUACCGCGCAGCCGCUUGCCGUCAUGAAAGCACCAUAAAAGAUCUUUGGUUUGCAAGAACUGACUUUGAUAGAAUUACAACAAAAAAAACAAAACAUUGUGUCAAUAACAUUACUCCAGACAGCACUUUUGCAAUGUAGAAAACAUCACAUGAUAUUCCUGGUACUUUUUUUUGAACAGCUAAACCAAUAACAGUGUUCAAAUGUGACCUAAUUAACCGAUGUGGAUAUUCCCCUCUUCUCUGUGCCUUCACAGCACAAAGUGUCCCUCUGUGACUCAUUUUCUAAAAAAAGCAAACAAAAACAAGUUGUUUUUUUUAAGCGCUCUACAAUGCAGUACAGGUCAGAAUCCCACUCUGUCUGAUCUGACUUUGUGACAGGACAACAUCAUGGAGAUGCAGAGAUAUGGCGCCACAUUUCUGCACACGUGCAGUCACUUUAUGUGCUUUUACUGUGCUCACGACUUUUGACAUAAAUGUGACGCCAUACCGAGAUAUAUAGUUGGGAGAUAUCUGCUGCAGAGGCUGUGUGGAGUCAUUUUAUGGAUGUUUUUUUCCCUUUUGGGGACUAGUUUGCUCUAUUCGCUAACUUAUUCGCUAACUUAAACAGAUAAGAAAUGACCUUCUUAACCUGAAAG
Molecule: messenger RNA, 5063 nt
Organism: Solea solea (common sole)
Lineage: Eukaryota; Metazoa; Chordata; Actinopteri; Pleuronectiformes; Soleidae
Gene: trpc7b
Product: transient receptor potential cation channel, subfamily C, member 7b
Exons: 12
Coding region: 118-3150 (1010 amino acids)
Biological process (GO): regulation of cytosolic calcium ion concentration; manganese ion transport; calcium ion transmembrane transport
Cellular component (GO): membrane; cation channel complex
Molecular function (GO): inositol 1,4,5 trisphosphate binding; store-operated calcium channel activity; protein binding
Source: RefSeq, a predicted model, not a curated record